AUGCCAAGGAGUGGAAGUUGUCGUGAGGCUGGUGCAGGGAUGCCCCGGGCUGGGUUUUGGAUGCUGGGAGUGUGUGCUGUGCUGGUGGCAGGGUUGACUGGAGCAUGCCCUCCCCAUUGUUCCUGUACUGGUACCACAGUGGACUGCCAUGGACUGGGCAUGAGGAGUGUGCCAAGGAAUAUACCCAAGAACACAGAAAGACUGGAUCUGAAUGGAAACAACCUCACACACAUUGGCAAGAACGAUUUUGUGGGUCUGAAAAACCUCAGAGUGCUGCACCUGAUGGACAAUCAAAUUGUGACUGUUGAGAGAGGAGCAUUUAAUGAUAUGAAGGAACUGGAUAGGCUGCGCCUGAACAGAAAUCGACUCCAGCAUCUUCCAGAGCUGCUGUUCCAGAACAACCCAGCUCUCUCUCGACUGGACUUGAGUGAAAAUGCGAUUCAGGCAAUACCAAGGAGAGCUUUCAGGGGUGCCACUGACAUCAAAAACCUGCAACUGGACAAGAACCACAUCAGCUGUAUUGAGGAUGGAGCUUUUCGUGCAAUGAGAGCCCUGGAGGUCCUCACACUGAAUAACAAUAACAUCACCACCAUUCCUGUGUCCAGUUUUAACCACAUGCCCAAGCUACGAACUUUCCGGCUCCAUUCCAACAGCCUGAGGUGUGACUGUCACCUGUCCUGGUUGUCCCAGUGGCUCAGAGAGAGGCCAACGCUGGGCCUGUACACACAGUGCAGCUCCCCGCCCAGCCUACGUGGAGUCAACCUCGCCGAGCUUCAGAAAAAAGAGUUCACCUGCGCAGGAAUCCUAGAUGUUAGUCCUCAGCCCUGCGGCCUGGCGUCGGGCUCCUGUCCUCCCAUGUGCACAUGCAGCAACAACAUCGUGGACUGUCGCGGGAAGGGUCUCACCGCCAUCCCAGGCAACCUGCCCGACGGCAUGACAGAGAUUCGUUUGGAGCAGAAUGGGAUCAAGUCUAUCCCUCCUGGAGCAUUUUCCUCUUAUAAGAGACUUCGCAGAAUUGACCUGAGUAAUAAUCAGAUCUCUGAGAUUGCUCCUGACGCCUUCCAUGGCCUACGCUCCCUCAAUUCACUGGUUCUUUAUGGGAAUAAGAUAACAGAACUGCCCAGAGGGGUGUUUGAUGGACUGAGUGCUUUAGAGUUAUUGCUCCUAAAUGCCAAUAAGAUCCACUGUAUUCGUGCCAAUGCGUUUCAGGAUCUGGAGAAUCUGUCUCUCCUCUCCCUGUAUGACAACAAAAUUCAGAGUCUGGCCAAAGGCACCUUCAGCUCCCUGCGCUCAAUCCAGACUCUUCAUUUAGCUCAGAAUCCCUUUGUGUGUGACUGUGGGCUGAAGUGGCUGGCUGAUUUCCUGCGCUCUAACCCCAUCGAGACCAGUGGAGCUCGCUGCUCCAGUCCCCGCCGCCUCGCCAACAAACGUAUCGGACAGAUCAAGAGCAAGAAGUUCCGCUGCUCAGCCAAAGAGCAGUAUCACAUCCCAGGCACUGAGGAUACCCGUUUGAAUAAGGACUGUAACAGUAAGCCUGUGUGUCCUCCCAAAUGUCGCUGUGAGGCGGGUGUGGUCGACUGCUCCAACCUGCGCCUCACCCAAUUCCCUGAACAUCUUCCAUCAUCCACCACUGAACUACGUCUAAACAACAAUGACCUCACUGUUCUGGAGGCUACUGGAGUCUUCAGGUCUCUCUCACAACUAAGAAAAAUAAACUUGAGCAAUAAUAAAAUCUCAGAGAUUGAGGAUGGGGCAUUCGAUGGGGCGUCUUCCGUCGUCGAGCUUCACCUGACAGCCAAUCACCUGGACUCGCUCCGUGGCGGAAUGUUCCGGGGCAUGGACGGGUUACGAAUGCUAAUGUUGCGGAAUAAUCGCAUUAGCUGUGUACACAACAGCAGUUUCUCUGGUCUGCACAAUGUCCGUCUGCUGUCGCUGUAUGACAACCAGCUCACCACAAUCAUGCCUGGAGCUUUUGACAGUCUGCCUAACCUGUCUACAUUGAACCUGCUGGCCAACCCGUUUAACUGUGACUGUCGUCUGUCCUGGAUGGGGGAGUGGCUUCGCAGUCGUCAGAUUGUGACGGGGAAUCCUCGCUGUCAGAGCCCCACCUUCCUCAGAGAGAUUCCUCUGCAGGACGUCGCUCAACCAGACUUUCGCUGUGAAGAGGGUGCAGUGAUUGAGGAUGUGAACUGCAUGUUGCAGCCUCAGUGCCCACAGGAAUGCACGUGUUUGGAUACAGUGGUGCGCUGCAGCAACAAACAUCUCAACAGCCUGCCCAGAUCCAUCCCGCGUAACGUCACUGAACUGUACCUGGAUGGAAAUCAGUUGACUGUGGUGCCUAAAGAGCUGUCCACAUUCAAACACCUACAGCUGGUAGACCUGAGCAAUAACAAGAUCAGCUCCUUGUCCAACUACUCUUUUACCAACAUGACUCAGCUCACAACACUAAUCCUCAGUUACAAUUCUCUGCGCUGUAUUCCCCCCCUGGCCUUCGGAGGUCUCCAUUCUCUCAGAUUACUUUCACUACAUGGGAAUGAUAUCUCAGAGCUGCAUGAGGGAGUCUUCAGAGAUGUGGCGUCUCUGUCACACCUGGCGAUCGGCGCGAACCCGCUGUACUGUGACUGUCGUCUGCGUUGGCUCUCUGACUGGGUGAAGAGUGGCUAUAAAGAGCCUGGCAUUGCCCGCUGUGCAGGACCACAGGGCAUGGAGGGCAAACUACUCCUCACCACCCCGGGAACCAAGUUUGAGUGCACAGGUCCAGCAGACCCGGCGGUGGAGGGGAAGUGCAGUCCUUGUAACUCAAACCCCUGUCAGAACCAGGCUCGCUGUCUGGAUGACCCCCUGCAUCUGUAUAAAUGCAUCUGUCCUCAGGGCUUUAAGGGUAGGCACUGUGAGAUCAUUGUGAAUGCAUGUGUCAGUAACCCAUGUGCUAAUGGAGGGACCUGUCAUAGUGAAGAGGAGAAAAAAGGCUUCAGUUGUUCCUGUGCCCACGGCUUUGAUGGUCAGUUCUGUGAGGUGGAUGUGGAUGAGUGUGAGGACCACACAUGUGAGAAUGGCGCCACCUGUGUGGACGGCGCGGGAAAUUACACUUGUGUCUGCCCUCCUUUCCACUCUGGGAGGUGGUGUGAAGAAGAGGAAGAUUUGUGUUAUCCAGCUCGUAAUCCAUGCCAUCCUCACUCUACAUGCAUACCUACAGUCACUGGACCAAAGUGUAUCUGCCCUCCUGGUUUUGUGGGGGAGGACUGCAGUGUAGAUUAUAAUGAGUGUGAGGGACAUUACUGUCAGAAUGGGGCCAAGUGUGUCGACCAGGUGGAUGGUUAUACCUGCAUCUGUCCUCAAGGCUACAGCGGUCGUCUGUGUGAAGUGGCUCAUACUCCUCUCUCUGCCUGUGAGACAAUGCACUGUGAGAACGGCGCCCCCUGUGUCGACGCAGGGGGUACUGCAGCUUGUCAGUGUCUGUCUGGGUUUGAAGGUCCACUCUGUGAGAAACUGGUCAGUGUUAACUUUGUGGACAGGGAUUCAUACCUGCUGCUCAAAGACCUGAAAAACUGGCCACAGGCUAAUAUUACACUGCAGGUCUCCACUGCUGAAGAUAACGGCGUUCUGCUCUACAACGGAGAUAACGAUCACAUCGCCGUGGAGCUUCACCAGGGACACAUCAAAGUGACCUAUGACCCCGGCAGUCAGCCCGGCAACACCAUCUACAGCGCCGAGACGGUCAACGAUGGAAAGUUCCACACCGUGGAGCUGGUGACAUUUGACCGGAUGGUCAACCUCUCUGUGGACGGGGGGCAUCCAACCACCCUGGACAGUUUGGAUCGUGCAACACCCCUCAGUGCAGAAACACCACUGUAUGUGGGAGGAAUGCCAGAGACUGUGCAGGCCUCCUCUCUUGCUUUCUGGCCUCUUUAUAAUGGCUCCAGUUUCCAUGGCUGCAUACGCAACCUGUACAUUAACAACGAGCUGCAGGACUUCACCCGGACUCAGAUGAAGCCAGGAGUGGUGCCAGGAUGCGAGCCCUGCCGUAAACUCCGCUGCCUCCACGGCCUGUGCCAACCCGACGGUGCCCAAGGCCCCGUGUGCCACUGCCAACCGGGCUGGAGCGGCCAACGCUGUGACCAGAUUGUCGCCGCGGCUGCUACUGCCGCCAACCCGUGCCAGGGACACAAGUGUGUCCAUGGUUUGUGUGUACCUACAGAUGUCCAGUCAUAUCGUUGUGAUUGUGAGGAGGGCUUCCAUGGUCCUCUCUGUAGCCAACAGAAAGAGCUCUCAAGCCCAUGCUCAGCGUUGUCGUGCCAACAUGGCCACUGCGAGGUCACAGAACAGGGCGGGGCUUACUGUCUAUGUGACAGUGGCUACAGUGGUCAGCUGUGUGACACAGAGCUUCCGUGUAGAGGGGAGUCCAUGCGGGAUUUCCAUCGGAUACAGCAGGGCACAGUCCUGUGCCAGUCCACACGCCCGCUGGCCUGGGUGGAGUGCAGGGGCGGGUGCAAGGGGGAGGCGGGGAACUGCUGUGCCAGCCUGAGGGUCCGACGCAGGAAAUACACCUUCGAGUGUGACGAUGGGACCUCCUUCACGCAGGAGGUGGAGAAAACGGUGGAGUGUGGGUGCGCUGAGUGCCUGUGA
Chanos chanos (milkfish) is the source of this 4626-nucleotide messenger RNA. It is a transcript of the gene slit1b, whose product is annotated as slit homolog 1b (Drosophila). Gene Ontology annotation, molecular function: Roundabout binding; heparin binding; calcium ion binding. The record is from RefSeq and is a predicted model, not a curated record. The transcript has 37 exons. Gene Ontology annotation, biological process: axon guidance; negative chemotaxis. The coding region runs from base 1 to 4626 and encodes 1541 amino acids. NCBI's taxonomy places the organism in Eukaryota, Metazoa, Chordata, Actinopteri, Gonorynchiformes, Chanidae.